AUGUCCCUUGAUAUCGAGUGGUCAAAGCUUGACCAAGAACUUGCUGUACACGUGCAACAGUUUCUGAAUCGACACUUUAAGAGCAUUGCCAAGCCAACAUUUAUUGGAGACAUUGAAGUUACAGCCUUCGAAUGGGGAACAGAAGCACCACAAAUCGAGAUCACCAACAUUACCGAUCCCUUUCCUGAAUUCUACGAGCCUGAGAACGACGAUUCUGAUGCCAUCGAUGACGAUGGGGUAUCGAGUAGUGUACCACCUUCCAGUCCACCGGCACCACCGUCAGUGCUCAUGUCGCCGUCAAGUGAGCUCUAUGGCAGGAAUUUUCAUCCGGCAAGGUUAUCACUCAACAAUCCUCUUUCACAACAACAACGCUUCAACCUAAUACACUCGUUCCAUCGUUCACCCUUCGUUGCACCACAACAUCCAUUUCACGCAAGUCAUUAUUCGCCACCACAACAUCUUCCUUAUUUCUCAUCACCAACCACGCCCACACAUGAACCACCGCAUACAUUUAGUACAACAACAACAACCACGAAUACAGAUGAAACUGCACCCAAUAGUACAGCCCAUCAUAUCCAAGAUUGGAUCGACGAUGAUGAACAACCACCUCUUCCUCCACCAUCAGUGAACAGCAAUAGCCAAUCAAAACCAACGGCACGCUUACAUCAGGAUCCUACCGAGAUGGAUUUCCAAGCAUCCAUGCUGAUUUCUUACAAGGGCGAUAUGAGCAUGACUUUAUUGACUGAACUACGCAUGAAUUAUCCAAGCAUGAUGUUCAUCAGCCUCCCAAUACAACUACGUGUGAAAAGUGUCGAGUUUGAAGCUACAGCAGUCGUCGCAUACAUCAAAAGCAUGAAUCGUGUUUGUGUAUCAAUGUUGGAACCCGAGUUAUCAGACGUUCAUCCUAGUAGCGGUCGUGAUGUCAGCUUGGAAAGUCUUUUACGUAAAGUACAUAUCGAAUCUGUUGUUGGUGAUAAACAAAAGCAAGUCCUGAAGAAUGUUGGAAAGAUUGAAAAGUUCAUUGUGGAUCAGCUACGCAAAAUGCUCGAUGACGAAUUGGUGUUUCCUAGCUAUCAAUGCAUACAAAUGGAAUGA
Lichtheimia ornata is the source of this 1095-nucleotide messenger RNA. RefSeq lists its product as uncharacterized. Gene Ontology annotation, biological process: mitochondrion organization; phospholipid transport. Gene Ontology annotation, cellular component: ERMES complex. The transcript has 3 exons. The coding region runs from base 1 to 1095 and encodes 364 amino acids. NCBI's taxonomy places the organism in Eukaryota, Fungi, Mucoromycota, Mucoromycetes, Mucorales, Lichtheimiaceae. Gene Ontology annotation, molecular function: lipid binding. The record is from RefSeq and is a predicted model, not a curated record.